Molecule: messenger RNA, 591 nt
Organism: Aspergillus niger
Lineage: Eukaryota; Fungi; Ascomycota; Eurotiomycetes; Eurotiales; Aspergillaceae
Exons: 1
Coding region: 1-591 (196 amino acids)
Source: RefSeq, a predicted model, not a curated record
AUGACAACAAUAACCCCAGCCCUCAACCUCACCCACCUAUUCACCUCCCUCCCCCAAAAACAAUGGACCCUCCUCCGCGUCCUCAAAAGCGCAAACCCGCACGACAUCAACGGCAACCUGCACGGCACCGCAUCCUUCACUCCUCUUGACACCACCACCGCACAACCACAAUCUCCCCCGCAGCGCCAACUCCUCUAUACCGAGACCGGCACCCUCCCCGCACAUAUCGGUCAUAAUCUGCAAUGGAAGAAGUCUUAUAUUUGGAGGUUAUCAACUCCAUCUACAUCUACAGUCAAGGAUGAUUUGUCAGUGUGGUUUGUGAAAGUAGGGGAUGAGAAGGUCGCGGAUUAUUUGUUUCAUGGGAUGGAGUUUCAUACGGAUACAUCAGAUACAUCUACCAGUGGGGAAGGGGAAGGGGAAGAGGAUGAUGAGUAUGUGAGUGCGCCGGUGCCGCCAGCUGCUGGGGGAGAGACGGUGGUGGUUACGGCGAGGGGAAAUCAUCUCUGUAUUAAUGAUAUGUAUCGCACGGCGUAUGCGUUUCGGGUGCUGAAGGGGGAUGGGGGUGGGGGAUGGGAUUGGGGAGGUGGUUAG